Messenger RNA from Charadrius vociferus (killdeer), 1013 nucleotides. RefSeq names its product zinc finger, DHHC-type containing 18 (gene ZDHHC18). The transcript has 7 exons. Gene Ontology annotation, molecular function: protein-cysteine S-palmitoyltransferase activity. The annotation marks the transcript as partial. Gene Ontology annotation, cellular component: endoplasmic reticulum; Golgi apparatus. The record is from RefSeq and is a predicted model, not a curated record. NCBI's taxonomy places the organism in Eukaryota, Metazoa, Chordata, Aves, Charadriiformes, Charadriidae. Gene Ontology annotation, biological process: protein targeting to membrane; peptidyl-L-cysteine S-palmitoylation.
UCUUUUAACAGCUGCCCCUUCCUUGCCAGUCACCUCACCUUGGCCAUCCCCAUCAUUGCAGCCGUCCUCUUCUUCUUUGUCAUCAGCUGCCUGCUCCAGACGAGCUUCAGAGACCCGGGCAUCCUGCCCAGAGCCACCCCAAGCGAGGCCGCAGACCUGGAAAAGCGGAUCGACAGCAUGGGUACCUCUACCUAUCGCCCGCCGGCCCGCACCAUGGAAGUGGUCAUAAACAAGUACGUGGUGAAACUCAAGUACUGCUACACCUGCAAAAUGUUCCGCCCUCCACGCACCUCUCACUGCAGUGUCUGCGACAACUGUGUCGAGAGGUUUGAUCACCACUGCCCCUGGGUGGGCAACUGCGUGGGGAAGCGCAACUAUCGCUACUUCUAUGCCUUCAUCCUCUCCCUCUCCUUCCUGACAGCCUUCAUCUUUGCUUGCGUCGUCACCCACCUCACUCUGCGCUCUCAGAGAGAUGGAUUCCUCGCCACUCUGAAGACGACACCUGCAAGUGUGCUGGAGCUGGUGAUUUGUUUUUUCUCAGUCUGGUCUAUUUUGGGCCUCUCAGGUUUUCACACUUACUUAGUUGCCUCCAACCUGACGACGAACGAAGAUAUCAAAGGGUCCUGGUCAAAUAAGAGGGGCUCAGAGUUUGCCAAUCCCUACAGCCAUAAAAGUAUCCUCACAAACUGCUGUGCAGUGCUGUGUGGACCAUUCCAUCCCAGUUUGAUAGACAGAAGAGGAUUUAUCCAGCCAGAUGUCGGGACCCCGUCCAGUCCUAAGAGCGAAAUCCCUUCCUUUGGAGCCAAAACUGACACCAGCAUGGUAGGAGGCAUUCCCUAGCAGUGCUGUGACGUAGCCCAGUGCCUGCUGUGCCUGCGUCUCACUCCAGCCAGAACCUUCCCCUCUUACCAUCUCCCCAGCCUCAGGCGGGACAGCCCUGUGCCACAGAGCUGCCAAAGACUCAGUCGAGCCAUACGUUGCCUUUUUUUUUUUUUUUUAAAUAAUUUAUUUAU